UCGAAUUUAGGUCAUCGACAUAAAUGAUUAUUGGAUUCUGAAAUACAUCCUUAUGCAAAGUAAACGGCACAGUCUUCCUUUUUGUCAGCUUAUGUCGUCACGGAACGAAUAUUAAUAUUCAGCGACUUUCGACAUUCUUUAGUGAGAAUCUAUUCAUUCUCAGGGAAACAUCCUUGAUAAAGAUUCCCAUGAAUCCUAAGGCUGCUCUACUGCUGAUGGUGGUGGCUGUUCCCUUCACAUCUGCGACUAACGCUAACCUCUCUCCCCAGAUCACUGAGCCUCCGAAAAACCAGACUGUUACCGAAGGAUACUCUGUCAACUUUAGCUGCCGAGCGUCAGGAAUACCAACACCAACAUUUGUCUGGGCUUUUAAUAAUAGUGACCUACCAUCUGGUAUCAAUCAAACCGAUCAAGAAGGAGAAUCAAUCCUGGAAUUACCACGUGUCACUAAAGAGAUGAAGGGGACUUACAAAUGUACAGCAGGAAAUAAGGAAAAUUCAACUAGUUCCUCUGCAACACUAAUUGUUUAUGACCUUAAAAGACCCCGUUANGUUGUGGAAGAGGACAGUGGUGAAUAUUCUUGUGAAGCAAGUAACAUAUUAGGAAUUGUGGCUCGCUCUUCUGUGAUAUUGGAUGUAGAAGGAAAUGCAGCAGCUCCUUCCAGCAGCCCAAUAGAGUGGUACUACAUUGUUGGACCGUUGGCUGCCUUCAUGUUCAUCCUGGCUCUCAUUGGAUAUAUUGAAAAGCGCCGUACGGCAGGUAAAAGGAACUUUGAAGAGGUGUCAUAGAUUACCUAAGAAAGUGCUUUGUAUA
This is a messenger RNA of Stylophora pistillata, 813 nucleotides long. Its product is annotated as cell adhesion molecule CEACAM1. NCBI's taxonomy places the organism in Eukaryota, Metazoa, Cnidaria, Anthozoa, Scleractinia, Pocilloporidae. Gene Ontology annotation, molecular function: protein binding. The record is from RefSeq and is a predicted model, not a curated record.